AUGAGAAAUAUUAAAAGAGCAGACUGGUAUACAUUCCACACUGGGAUGAUAACAGGAAUGCUUGAUUUACCGGUAAACUCUAAUUACAAUGAGUUUUUGGAGGUAGUUAAUCAAGUAGCAGAUAACUCAAUUCCCUAUAAAAACUGUAGAACACAGGGUAAACCUUCAAAUCCGUGGUGGGAUGAAGAAUGUUCACUUUGGAUUAAAAGCCGCAAACAGGCAAUUCAAAACUUUAAACAAUAUGUUUCCUUAGAGAACUAUAUAAACGCUAAACUUCAUAAAGUAACUUUUACAAAAAGGAGGAAAUUAUCGUUGGUGCAUAUUAUUGAUUUCCAGACAUUUGUCCAAAUAACGGUCUUGGAUAAAAAUGACAGUCCACCGUCCUUCAAAGACGCUCCCUUGCACUUUUCCGUUUCGGAAGAUCUUGGUCCUGGCCAGUCUAUCGCGACGAUCAAAGCCGAAGAUCCAGAUACGAUUGGAUCUCUGGAUUACAGUCUCCUUAAAGGCGACGAUGGAAAAUUUUCUUUGGACAAAACCACUGGAGUAUUGCGCUUGAUAGAUUCUCUGGACAGGGAAACUAAAGACGUCUACAAGUUGUUGGUGAGAUGCAGUGAUGGAAAUCAGUUUACAGAUACUGUUGUUUCUAUUGAGGUAACAGAUACGAACGACAACCCUCCAGUUUUUCUUGAAAGCGCUUACUCCUUCGAUAUCCCGGAAAAUGCUCCUAGAGGCUCCAGAGUCGGUCAAAUUAAAGCCACAGAUCCAGAUCUGGGAAUCAACGCACAGUUGACUUAUUCUGUCAUCAGUGACUGGGCAAAUGAUGUGUUUUCCCUUAAUCCUCAAACCGGUGUAUUUACUUUGACUUCAAAAUUAGACUAUGAGGAGGUCCAGCAUUACAUCCUUGUCGUUCAAGCUCAAGACUCUGGCCAUCCUGCACUAUCAAGCACUCUAACGGUGUAUUGCAACGUCUUGGAUCUCAACGACAACGCCCCUCUUUUCGACCCAAUGUCCUAUAGCAAUGAAGUGUUUGAAAAUGUGACCAUCGGAACUGCUGUGGUGACCGUUAGUGCUACUGAUGCUGAUUCUGGAAAAAAUCGUCAAAUCGUGUAUUCAAUUACUUCUGGAAAUGAAGAAGACGAAUUCGAAAUCUUACAAAAUGGCUCUAUCGUAACGAGGAAAUUGUUGGAUAGAGAAUCACAAGCUGUUUAUAAUUUGGUGGUAACGGCAACUGAUCAAGCUGUCGCUCCGGAAAGAAGACUGUCAUCUACUGUACAGGUUACAAUUCUUCUGAAGGACGUCAACGAUAUGGCUCCCGAAUUCAUCACCCCCAACGAAACGUCCGUCGCGGAGAACAUCCCCAUCAACACCGUCGUCAUGGCAAUCAAGGCAGUCGAUAAAGACGAGGGAAGAAACGGCUACAUCGAGUACUCCCUCUCGAAUGAUCCCGUAACCAAUGGGGUUUUCUCCCUGGGUCCUGUGGACGGAUUGCUGCGCGUUGGAGGAAAAAUCGACAGGGAAAUGACGAGCAACUAUACGCUAGUAGUAACAGCGAGAGAUAGAGGGGAUCCUCCGAAGAUGACCAAUAUGAAACUAUUCGUCAAAGUAUUGGACGAGAACGAUAACAGUCCUAUUUUCGAUCCUAAACAAUAUAGCGCAUCCAUAUCAGAAAACGCUUCCAUUGGCGCGAGUGUCCUACAGGUCUCUGCAACGGAUAUUGACGACAACCUAAACGGACGUGUGAGGUAUUCCAUCAGCUCAGGUGAUGCCAACAGAGAUUUCACCAUAGCUGAAGAUUCAGGUGUGGUUCGAGUAGCAAAAAAUCUCAAUUACGAGCGCAAAUCGCGCUACGAAUUGAUCGUCCGUGCCGAAGACUGCGCAGGAGAUAUAAACGGAGCAGCUGUACGUUCGGAUACCGCCAAAAUAUCGAUCUCUGUUUCUGAUAUUAACGACAAUCCUCCCACGUUCUUGGACUCACCGUACCUUGCCUACGUCAUGGAGAACACCGUCCCACCGAACGGUGGUUACGUCAUCACGGUGAAGGCUUACGAUGCUGAUACGCCACCUUUUAACAAUUUGGUGAAGUAUUUUAUCAAGGAAGGUGAUACUGAUAUCUUCAGGAUCAAUGCUUCUACUGGAGAUAUUUCGUUGUUGCGGGCGCUCGACAGGGAGAUUCAGGAUGAAUAUAUCUUGAGCUUAGUUGCCAUGGAUACUGGUUCACCCCCUUUGACCGGCACGGGUACUGUUCGAGUGGUUGUCCAAGACGUUAACGACCACAGCCCAGAGUUUAAGAGACAGUCCUACCAUGCUAUGAUUAAAGAAAAUCUACCACCUGGUACAUGGGUUUUAACAUCAGUGGCCACAGACAAAGAUAUCGGACUAAAUGGAAAGAUACGCUACAGCUUACUGGGUGAUAAAGUCGAACGGUUUAAGGUAGAUCAAAAUACUGGAGUGAUCACAACAGUCGUAUCUUUAGAUCGGGAAGAAAUUAGUUCGUAUUCUUUAACUCUAAUGGCACAAGAUUGUUCUUCGACUGAGCCAAGAGCUACUGCUGUAAAUCUAACAAUCAACGUUGCUGAUGAAAAUGACAACUCCCCUGCUUUUGAUUCCAGUAAAUAUGAAGUAUACAUCUCAGAUCAAACAAAAUCUGGACAGUUCGUUUUUGGUGCUAGAGCUGUUGAUGAAGAUUACAGUAUGAAUUCCAAAAUCACUUACCAACUGACCGGAGAACAUGCUAGAAAUUUUUCCAUUAACGAAAGAACUGGAGUUAUAAAAGCUGUGUAUGAUCUACAAAGAUCAUCAACCAGUAUAUUUAAUCUAGAAAUAGAAGCCACAGAUGGUGGAAAACCAUCAAGAAAAACUAGUACUGAACUACGAGUUUACUUAAAACCAGGACACUUCUUUCCAAGAUUCGCCACACCAACAAAAACAAAGUUUGUUUUGGCUGAAAACGUUGAAGAAGGAAAGGUUAUCGCUAGAGUUAAAGCUACAUCACCAAAGAAGGGACCAGCUGCUGAAAUAAGAUAUGCGAUAGCUGGUGGCAAUAUGGGAGAAGCUCUUAAAAUAGAGAAAAAUAGUGGUGAAAUCCAAAUAACUGGACGUGGAUUAGACUAUGAGGUAUCUCCAGUAUACGAGGUAUGGAUUGAAGCUCAAGACUCUGAUACUCCUCCACUAAGAAGCGUUCUUCAGCUAACCAUAAAUGUAACCGAUGCAAAUGAUAAUCCACCUAUAAUGAACAAUCUUCUAUAUAACGCUUCCAUUCUUGAAGAAGAGGCUCCUCCACUAUUAGUUGUUAAAGUUUCUGCAUCUGAUGCUGACUCUGGAGAAAAUGGACAGAUUACCUACAAGCUUCUAGAUGACUUUGAAGGAGCUUUCGAAAUAGAUGCAGAAAGUGGAGAAAUAUAUACCAAUACCCGUUUAGAUCGUGAAGAUAUAGCAAGUUAUGAACUCGUCGUGGAAGCUAUCGACCAAGGAAUACCUCAACUUUCUGGAACUGCAACUGUUCUUGUAACUGUCCUUGAUAAAAAUGAUAAUCCUCCUCGCUUCACAAGAUUGUUUAGUGUCAAUGUCACAGAAAACGCAGAAAUCGGUUCGUUUGUUAUUCGGGUUACCAGUUCAGAUCAAGAUAUAGGAGAAAAUGCUAACGCGACAUAUAUUUUCACUGAAAAUCCUGGUGAUAAAUUUAAAAUAGAUUCUAUUAGUGGUAAUGUAACCGUUGUAGGACACUUGGAUCGAGAACAACAAGACGAAUACAUUCUGAAAGUUGCCGCUGUAGAUGUCGCUUGGAGAUCUGAAACUCCUAUAACCAUUACAAUACAGGACCAAAAUGAUAAUGCUCCUGAAUUUGAACAGUCUUACUACAGUUUUAACUUUCCAGAACUACAACGAGCUGUAGUGUUUGUUGGGCAAGUAGCUGCUACUGAUAGAGAUAAACAAGGUCCUAAUUCUGUAAUAAGUUAUUCGUUACAACAGCCAUCUGAUCUCUUCACCGUAGAUCCAGCAUCAGGUGAAAUAUUUAGUAAAAGAAGCCUUAGAUACAAGUAUACACCCAUGGAAUCUUCACCUGAGAACACCUACGCAUUAACCAUUCUUGCUACUGAUAAUGGAAAGCCUCCUAUGUCUUCCGAAUGUCUAGUAACCAUAAACGUUGUAGACGCUAACAACAACGCACCUAGCUUUGAACAACAAGAAUAUUUGACACCAGUUCCGGAAGAUGCAAAUGGGGGGCAAGAAGUUUUAAGAGUUAUAGCCAAAGAUGAUCUUGAUGUCGGGGUAAAUGCUGAAAUAGAGUACUCCAUAUUGGGUGGUAAUGGUUCAAACAGAUUUAUGAUAGAUAAAACGAACGGUUGGAUAAAACUUAAAGAAAAGAUUUCUGGAGUGGGAACAGUUUAUAAUCUGAGAAUCCGAGCUACUGACAAAGGUAUUCCUCCACAACAGAGUGAAACUGCAGUAACCUUAAUAAUAACUGGCGAAAACAGAUUUAGCCCAGUAUUCACAGCUUUGAGUUACCAAGUAAUUGUUCCAGAAAACGAGCCUCUAGGUUCUACUAUUCUAACAGUCAGUGCUUCGGAUAGAGAUCAAGGUCCAAAUGGUAUGGUCAGAUAUCGAAUCUCAGCAGGAAACGAAAGAAAAGAGUUUUCUGUUGAUACAGUUACUGGUGCAAUAACCAUACUCCAACCACUAGACUACGACACUAUUCAAGAAUAUCGCCUAAAUAUUACAGCUGAAGAUCUUGGAUUUAAACCUCGUCGUACAACUGCAAUGUUAACAAUUACACUCACCGACAUAAAUGACAAUUCUCCUACUUUUAACCAAUCAUCUUAUGAUGCUUAUUUAUCAGAAAACUUACCUCCAGGUAGCUUUGUUUUCAAAGUAAUUGCUACAGAUAUAGACUCACCUAAAAAUGCCAUAAUCGAAUAUUCAAUCUCUGAUGGUCCUGACAAAGAAAUUUUUGACAUAAAUAAAACCACAGGUGUGAUUACCUCAAAGAUAACAUUUGAUUAUGAAGAAGAAGACAUGUACACUCUUAACGUUGUUGCUUCUAAUCCAGACUCUUCUAUGUUUAGUACCACCGUAGUUAAAGUUCAUAUAACAGGAGUAAAUGAGUUCUACCCAAGAUUUAUUCAAGCCGUAUUUCACUUUGACGUAUCUGAGUCCACGGAAGUAGGUACUAGAGUUGGUACGAUUCAAGCAACUGAUCAAGAUAGUGGUGAAGAUGGCAAAGUUUACUACCUACUUAUAGGAUCCAGCAACGAUAAAGGAUUCAACAUAAAUGCGGAAACUGGUACGAUCAGGGUGUCACGAAAUCUGGAUAGGGAGACUCAAAGUAGAAUCGUAUUGACAGUCAUGGCAAAAAAUGCAGGUGGAAUACGUGGAAAUGAUACAGAUGAAGCUCAAGUAAUAAUAACUGUUCAAGAUGGCAAUGAUCCUCCAGAAUUUUUGCAAACAAUUUACGAAGCUGAAGUAUCUGAAGGUGUUAGCAUUGGCACAAAGUUGAUAUCUGUGAAAGCUGUAGACAAAGACGUACGAGCACAAAAUAAUCAAUUUAGUUAUUCUAUAAUCGGCGGAAAUAUCGAACAAGCCUUUAAAAUUGAUCCACAAACUGGAGAAAUCCAAACCUCUCGGAUAUUAGAUAGGGAAACCAUACCAACGUAUUCCAUUGUAAUUGGGGCAAUCGACACCGGAAUACCCCCGCAAACAGGAACAGCCCUAGUAAAAAUUCAAGUAACCGAUAUUAAUGAUAAUGGUCCUAUUUUUGAUCCACCGCCAGUAGGAUACGUACCAGAAAAUAAACCACCAAAUACAAAAGUCAUGGUACUCUCAGCUAAAGAUCCGGAUCUACCACCAAACGGUGCACCAUUUACUUAUAAACUAAUAGGCGGAAAACACAAAGACUUUGUAAGAAUCGACAAACAUUCUGGAAUAGUUGUUACCACAAAAGUGAUAGAUAGAGAAAUUACUCCCGAGCUAAAUAUAAUAGUUGAAGUAGAAGAUAGUGGUACACCCAGAUUGAAGUCUCAGCAUAUGGUUAAAAUUCAAGUGCAAGAUGAAAAUGAUAGUCCAUCUAGUUCCAGAUCCGUACACGUUCUAGUAUAUGUCUUCAACAACUCAUUUCCUCUCGGAAAAAUUGCAAAUGUUCAUCCUAAUGAUCCUGACUUGAUUGGUGAUUACAAAUGUAAAAUUUUACAACCUUCUUUACCUGGAGUAUUAACUAUUCCUUCAGGUUGUAACCUUCAUACUUCUAGAAUUACACCAGGACAAGGAUAUUCUUUAUCAGUCUCUGGAAAUGAUGGAAAACAUUCAGAUGUUGUUUCUACUGUUACUGUUGAAUUCUUAUCGUUUUCUAAUAAAACAGUUGAAAACUCAGUUACUAUAACUGUAUCGAAUAUUUCAGCUGAGACUUUUUUAACACACUAUUAUCGAGGUCUAGUUGAUACUCUCAAAAAUGUUUUAAAUGCUGAAGAGCGUCUCAUUUUGUAUGGUUUGCACGAAUAUGAAGGUCAUUUGGAGAUCACUUUAGCCAUCAAAAACAAUAAAGAAUAUAAAACUAGAUUACAAACCAUAGCAAAAGUUCAAAGUAAGAGAGAAACUAUGGCCAAUAUUUUCCAAACUAGAGAUAUAGUUAUUGGUUAUACACCAUGCAGCGAAAACACCUGUGAAAAUGGAGGAAUAUGUUUGGAAACAUUAACUGUCAAAAAGACCACAAUAAUAACAGAAAGUCAAAACAUUAUACUUACAUCACCACUCAUUGUUCACGAAUACAAAUGCCAAUGUGCAGAUGGAUUUACUGGCACCACCUGCAACAAACGACAAGAUCCGUGUUUACCUAAUCCUUGCAAAUACGGUGGUCAAUGUCGCAGGCAAGGUUUUAAUUUCCAUUGUAUAUGCCCACCUGGUAAGGACGGACGUCAGUGUGAAUCCCAAAAAGAUGACGCUUGUUUUGAGAACCCCUGUCAAAAUGGAGGAUCAUGUAGGGAAAGUCCAGAUGGAUCAUCCUUCUUCUGUCUUUGUAGAUCUGGCUACAAAGGGAAUCAGUGCGAAGUUCUUGCUGAUUCAUGUAGGCCUAAUCCUUGCCUACACGAUGGACUUUGCGUCAGUUUAAAACCUGGAUAUAAAUGCAGCUGCGUUGAUGGAAGAUACGGUCGACAUUGUGAAAAAUCAACAUUUGGUUUCAAAGAAUUGUCUUACAUGAGUUUCCCCUCACUAGAUUCUGCUACCAAUGAUAUAUCCUUUAUUUUCGCUACUACAAAACCAGAUGCAUUGCUUGUUUACAACUAUGGUUUACAAACUGGCGGAAGAAGCGAUUUUGUUGCUGUGGAAUUGGUGCACGGAAAGGCAGUAUUCUCGUUUGGAGGAGCUAGAACAGCAAUUACUUCGGUUAGCGUCGGAGGAAAGACGGACAAUUUAGCAGACGGCAAUUGGUACAAGAUAACAGCAACAAGAAAUGGAAGAGUUGUCUCUCUUAGCGUUGGCAGCUGUACCGAGCAAGGAGAUGUAUGUGAAGACUGUAGACCUGGAGACAGUUCCUGUUAUGCUGAUGAAAUAGGCCCUAGUGGGACUUUAAAUUUCAACAACCAACCACUGCUUAUUGGAGGGCUAAUCAGUGCAGAUCCAGUCCUAGAAAGACCAGGUCAAGUCCAUUCUGACGAUCUCGUGGGCUGCGUUCACAGUGUAUCCAUCAACGGGCGCCAACUUAACCUCAGCCAUCCCAUAUCUUCAGAAGGAAUAGAGAACAAAUGUAUCCAGCGUGGAUCCUGUCAGAAACCAACCAACGAUCCUUGCCUUGGGUUCGGGACUUGCAUUGACCGUUGGAACUCCAUCAGUUGCCAUUGCGGAUCCAACUUAAUAGCACCUAAUUGUCAUUCUGCUCUACAGCCUAUUAGCAUAAGUGACGGAGGUUUUGUGGAAUUCGUAAUCUCCAAAAAGCAUAGAAGAAUGCAGCUCUUGGACAACAUCUACAAAGGUUCUACGCUGUGGAGUCAUCAAAGAAGAGUACGAUCAGCUGUAAAUUUGGGCACUACAUCAGGAUCUAUUGGAAAAAGUAUCAGUAUUAUGUUCAGAACAGUGCAACAAAAUGGAAUCUUAUUCUAUGCUACAAGUAACAAAUAUUACACCUCAAUAGAAAUUACAAACGGCCAAGUUCUAUACAUCAGUAAAUUAUCUUCCAUGGUUAAUAUGACAGAUAUUCGUGUCAUUAAUGAUGGUGCUUGGCAUAAUCUUACGCUGUAUACUCACGGAAGAAGUAUUAGAAUAAUUUUGGAUGAUGAAAAGUUUGGUGAUGAACUUGAUACAGCCGGUGUUCACGACUUCUUAGAUCCAUACUUAACAUAUCUUUCUAUUGGAGGUGCUUCUCCAGAAUAUUACUACGCGCAUGACACUUCUCCACAUUUCUUUGAGGGUUGCUUGGUAAAUUUCACUGUAAAUAACGAAAUUCAACCUUUUAAUGGAUCAGGAACCAUAUUCUCGGAAGUAUAUUAUAAAGGAAGAGUAAUGAAAGAAUGCAAAGGUUCUAUUGGUGUUGGUGCAGCAGCAGCUCCUGAUCCUCUUAGUAUUGGAAUAACUCUAGUUAUUGUUUUCUUUGUCGUUUUACUUGUUGCCAUAUUAGUCUCUUUUGUAGCUUUCCGACUGAGAAAACAAUAUAAAGAAAAAGGUAGUGCUUCAAAUAGUUCUUCAGGUCUACAAACGAAACAAAAUGGAAACGGCACCAUGAUAGGAGCUAAUGGAAUCAAUGUAACAGCUGAUAAUGUUCUGAGUAGAGUAAUGCACGCUGCUGAAAAUUCAAUGUCGUAUCAUACAGAUGGAGAUGUUAUCAGAGGUAUAGGAGGUCAUCCGUUAGUUGGACCAGAAUUGUUGUCAAAGAAAUACAAAGAACGAGAUAUACUUCAAGGUGAAUUACCCCGACCACAACGACCAGAUAUUAUUGAAAGAGAAGUGAUGAACAAGGGUCCUCCUAUAAGAGAUGAACAUCACCCUCCUAUGCCACCUACCUCAAACCAUAAUCAUGAUCAUGUUCCUAACGAUUUAAAUUCGGAAUUGCCCGAACACUACGACUUAGAAAAUGCUAGUUCAAUAGCUCCCUCAGAUAUAGAUAUAGUUUAUCAUUAUAAAGGCUACAGAGAAGCCGGAGGUGUAAGAAAAUACAAAGCUACUCCUCCUCCCGUUGCAGGUUACCACCAUAAAGGUCCAGGCCAAGGCCAGCAUCGGCAUUCGCCUCACCAUCCAGCAGGUUUUCCCCCGAGGGCACCACCCGUUACUAGUCCUAAUGUCCGACCUCACCAAAGUACGCCCUUAGCAAGACUUAGUCCUAGCAGUGAAAUGAGUGCUCAACAACCUAGAAUAUUGACUUUACACGAUAUUAGUGGUAAACCUUUACAAAGUGCCUUAUUAGCAACUACCUCCAGUUCGGGAGGAGUCGGUAAAGACGUUCUGCAUAGUAAUAGUGAACGAAGUUUGAACAGCCCCGUUAUGUCCCAACUAAGCGGACAAAGUUCUAGUAGUAGAAAAGCGGCUGCGCCCCCUCCCGUUACCUCAUCUUCGCCUGGAAUGGGGCUCACCGCCGAAGAAAUAGAAAGACUGAAUUCCCGCCCUCGCACCUCUAGUUUAGUAUCCACCCUCGACGCGGUGUCGAGUUCCAGCGAAGCACCUCGCGGGGGUGGUAAUAAUCACUUGAACCAUUUACGCCAUUCACCAGUGCCAGAAACGCACCAUAGUAGUACCACUACCGAUGAAAGUGGUAACGAUAGUUUUACGUGUUCAGAAAUAGAGUACGAUAAUGCCAGCUUGACUGGCGACAAAUACAAACCAAGUGAAUCGGAGUCUAGACGAAAUGACUCUAGUUCGGGUAACAAAAGCAACAUACCACCACCUUCGUACGACGGGUUUGAUUCGUCGUAUCGAGGGUCAAUGAGUACUCUUGUGGCUUCGGAUGAUGAAAUAGGAGGUCCUAUGUACAGACCGGGAACGGGUUCGCCUCCUACGACCGCUUUGGGUUGGGACUAUCUACUCAAUUGGGGGCCCAAUUUCGAAAGCUUAGCGGGAGUGUUCAAAGACAUUGCAGAGUUACCGGAUUCUGUGAACGGUCGAGUGCCUUCCUCGUUACGUUUAACGAACGCUCCGAAACCGUCCGAAGAGUACGUUUAAAUUAAUUGUGGGUGCAAUUUAGCUAUAAAAAGACUUUUAAACGAAUUAUCAACCUUGUAUCAAGGAGAUAUUGUAAUUUUCUUGCCAUACUUUUGUAAUAUGUUAUUUGUAAAUUGUUUAAAUACUUUAAUUGCGACAUCUCAAAUACCUGUGUAAAUAUUUUUAUACUAAAGUCAACGAAUCUGAAUUUAUUUAAUAAUUAAAAACUAACUUUAAAAAUA
Messenger RNA from Diabrotica virgifera virgifera (western corn rootworm), 10358 nucleotides. It is a transcript of the gene ft, whose product is annotated as cadherin-related tumor suppressor. Bases 1 to 10137 code for a protein of 3378 amino acids. Gene Ontology annotation, cellular component: plasma membrane. Gene Ontology annotation, molecular function: calcium ion binding. Lineage: Eukaryota; Metazoa; Arthropoda; Insecta; Coleoptera; Chrysomelidae. The record is from RefSeq and is a predicted model, not a curated record. The transcript is spliced from 11 exons. Gene Ontology annotation, biological process: homophilic cell-cell adhesion.